AUGUCGGAUAAAGAGUCACCGAUUCGUAAAAGAUCACGCUCUGGUAGUGAAAGGCCAAGUUAUGCUAUCGAUGAUGAAGAUUUGGAUAUAAAAGAAGAUACAAAUGAUGAAGAGUACAGAGAUGAACUAGCAGAUGAAGACGAGGAAGAUGGCAAGGAAGAAAAAACUCCAGAGAGGCAAGCAAGUACACCCAAGCCAGCAGUGCACGCUGGGCAUAUUCCUGCUCCUCCACGGCGGGGGAGACCACCCAAACGGAAGAAUUAUGUGGACAGCUAUGGACUGGCGGACGAUACGCGUGCAAACUCCAAUUCCAGUAUCCCUGCAAACACCAAAAGGCCCCGACUAUCAUAUCCAGUUGAUGAGGAUGGUAAUCCGCUACCAGUUAUUGACGAUGAGUACGACCUUCCUGACGACACAGAAGGAGAAACGAAAAUCACGAAGGAUGGCGAUCUUCUCGGUGGAAGACAGUUUUUGGUGAGGACAUUUACACUAUCGAACAAGGGGCAUAGAAAAUACAUGCUUUCAACAGAGCCAGCGAGAGCAGUAGGGUUCCGUGAUUCCUACCUAUUUUUCCAGUAUCACCCAAACCUAUACAAAUACGUCAUUUCGCAGAACGAGAGAAAUGAUCUUAUCGAUCGUGGCGUUAUACCUUACUCAUACAGAAGUAGAACAAUUGCUUUGGUUACAGCUAGAAGCGUUUUCAAGGAAUUUGGAGCCAAAAUUAUCGUGGACGGCAAAAAUAUCACUGAUGACUAUUAUGCAACGAAGUUACGUGAAGAAGGCAGAGUUGUUGAGGGCACAUACGCCAGAGAGCCAAUGGCAAGAACAUUUGGCAAGGGAGCUGAUGGGUCUGGUGCGCCAAUGAGUAAUGUCAAUCCUGCGAAAAACGCAGUUGAGUUUUUCGAUAAAAAAAACCACAAUAUUGCUCCUGGUAGUAACAUUAGUUCAACUAAUUGGCUCUAUCAGCACGCGGCCGCUUGCAGCAGGUUCAACAGCGACAUUUUCUACGAUAGGGAGCGUGCUUUACUGAUCGAGCAUCAGGGUAUAAGAGACCCAUACACGAAUACACUUCAUAUCCCUCAAUCGACGCAGCCCACUAAAGUAUUACGCUAUGUCAAUAUUGACAAAGGUUUGGUAGACGGUGGUAUAAUAUACGAGACUGUUAUCGAGGAUUCUGAUUUAACUAGAAGAAAGACCGGAUUAGCCGAGGUUCCUCAAGAAAUAUUCGAUGAAUUAGUUGAUGAAGAGACCAAAGCAGCAAUUUUGGAACAGCAGAAAUUUGAAAUGAAUUCUUGA
Lachancea fermentati is the source of this 1296-nucleotide messenger RNA. The record is from the annotation of a GenBank genome assembly. Lineage: Eukaryota; Fungi; Ascomycota; Saccharomycetes; Saccharomycetales; Saccharomycetaceae.